AUUUCCCUCGACCGCGCGGUCGCGGUCGCGCGAAUACGUGCGUAUUUUGGCGGUUUACCAGUUGCACGUUGCACGCGGCACGCGUACCGCGCGCGGCGGCAAAGAGGUCGCUCGUGUCAGCCAACCGGUCGAGGGCGGUUAUCCCGCUCGCGACCAAGUACGAAUCCGCGCGGUGAAAGAGGUGGCGGCGUUGGGCCGAGUGAGUGAGAAAGCGAGUGCAUCAUGGAACUGCGCACGCCGAAACGGGAGUCGCGGCCGUCAGCGGAGGCGUUGGAGCGCAGUCCCUGCGACACGUUUUACCCGUGGAACUGGGGCGAGGAGGCGCGCGUGAAUCUCAGUCCGGGCAGCUCGUGUUCCUCGCCCGAGUACAGGGAGCACGGUGCGGGUGCGGGCGGCGGCGUCGGGUCCAGGAGCCACCGGGAAGGCGUCGGGUUCGAGAGCCACCGUCGCGGCCGACCGCGCGCCGACGCUCUCACGGACCUCAUGAUGCAGGGGAGCACGUCGCCGAGCAACAUCAAGUGCAAGUACUGCAGCCGAGUGUUCCCGCGUGAGAAGAGUCUGCAGGCGCAUCUGCGCACCCACACCGGAGAACGUCCAUAUUUAUGCGAUUAUCCUGGCUGCACAAAGGCUUUUACUCAAUCGGGACAGUUAAAGACUCACCAACGACUACAUACAGGAGAGAAACCAUUUUUAUGUACCGAGCCAGGCUGUGAAACGAGAUUUACUCAUGCCAAUAGACAUUGUCCUGAUCAUCCUUAUGCAAAUUUAACAAGGUCGGAUGAUUUUGUAUUAAAACCAGUAUCUGAAAACAUGGAAUUGCCGCAUGAUGUUACUCGAUGGUUGGAGCGUUACAAGAUGUCGAGAGAACGAGAGGAAAGAACACCAACCGGGAAGAAUGAACGAAAGAAAAAGACGUGGAAGAGCACCGCCGAGAACCACAAAAGGAUAAAAUCUAGAAAAGGCCUGAUGAUGGAUAUGGCAGGAGAGCAAGAAAAUCUCGAUCGCAAACCACCAAGUCAACGCCUAUACUGUAGUGAGAGUCAAGAUAGUCAGGAAGAAAGCCAAGAUGAAGAUCCGACAGGAACAUGCUGCGCAAUACUGCAAACAUCCGAAGACGAAGAAGCAACAAAUGCCAAGUUGGCGAAUACGCCAUUGAGAAGGCCUUUGGAUAGAUUACAACCAAAGAAGCGAUGGCUGCGAUACGCUUGCUUAGAACAAGCACAGUUAGAUUUAAACGGGGAAGUUAGAUCUAACGGUGCAACCUCUGUAUACAAAAUUGAUGAGAAGCAGAGUCUGAAUGGAUCCACGGAAUCAUCCGAGUUACAUUGGUACACGUCACUCAUUCAAGACAAUUCUGUCGCGGACAAUACUACAUCUAUAUCGAAUAUGGACAACGAACUAAUAAUUCAAAAUGCACAAUUGGAAUCUUCUUAUGUCUCUUCUCAAAUAUGGGACAUGAAUCAGAAUAAUGAGUCUUCAAAAACAACGGAGAAGCAUCUAUAUAAGAUUGACGAUUCUUUAAACGAUUGGAAUUGUUUAGAGUCACCAAGUACCUUGCCAAGUAAUCAGAGUAUUUUUAAAACUAGUAUUAAUGAAUACAUUGCAAACACUGAAAAUUCCGAAUUGAUUCAUAUCGACUACACAGAUCACAUCUCUCCUUAUAAAGAGAUAGCGAAUCAAGAUACAUCAACCAAUUUUCACAUCAGUGAAAACGAAACGAGACCAACAGUGUUAAUGUUGGCUGGUAGUUCAAGCAGCAACAAAGUAGAGAUCGUUUCAACAAUACCUACUGUAACGAAUGUUGAUAGAACGGAAACGAAAAUAAUUGAUAUUAAGACAGAGAACAAUAUAACCAAGUCACCAAUACAGGAAGACAAUAAGAAAUGGCUAGGUGCUCUGGCACUGAUGGAAUUGGCUAAGACGCAGGAAGAAGCAAAGAUUUUAAGUCUUAAACAUGAUAUAAACAACGAAUGUUUCACGGCUUUAGAAUUAUCAUCAUAGCCAUUUAUAUAGACUGUGAUUAUUCUGAUUAUUAUAACUUUGUUAUUUUUAUACGCAAGAAAAACAGAAAAAGCUCCUAUGUCCAUACUCGCAUGACAAUUCAUUACAAGCGCAAAAGUGGCCUGAUUAAGAAUGUUUCAGUUCUAUGACACAUCUUUCUAUAUUGAUUAUAUUAUUACUCUUUACUAUUACGCGAUAAAUUGUGUUUAUUCUAUAAUUGGGAUUUUUUUUCUGAAUUUUUUAAUUUCAUGUGUUAAUGUAUUAUACUUGUAUAAAACGAGAAAUUAAUUUUCUUCCAUGUAAUAUUCUGAAAACAGUUCAAAAAGUAAAUCAAAGAAAUCAAAAAAUUUUAAAUUUAACACAUGAUAAUCCAUACAAUCGAUCUAUCAAAUCAAUUUACUAAAAGUAUCUAAUAGGUUUUUUAGUUACUUUCUACAUUACAAAACAAUAUUGUAUAAUAAGCAUGUAAACAUAUCUACAUGUUAAUUUCCUUUGCAACGCCACAGUUUUUAUGUUAGGUAUGUUAUAAGACGUUGAUUACUAUGUUAUAAUAAAAACUUGUGUGAUACUUGUGUUAAGAAUAAUAAUAAAUACGAUAAGAUGAAAAACAUAUGAAAUAAUGUCGAAAAUAUUGAAUGAGUUUAUAAUUGAAAGGAUAUUUAAUUGCAGAACAAAAUCAUUUUAUUUAUUAAGUAUGUAAUAAAAGGCUAAAAUAGAAU
Camponotus floridanus (Florida carpenter ant) is the source of this 2720-nucleotide messenger RNA. RefSeq names its product regulatory protein ADR1. Gene Ontology annotation, biological process: regulation of transcription by RNA polymerase II; central nervous system development. Gene Ontology annotation, molecular function: RNA polymerase II cis-regulatory region sequence-specific DNA binding; DNA-binding transcription factor activity, RNA polymerase II-specific. Gene Ontology annotation, cellular component: nucleus. The record is from RefSeq and is a predicted model, not a curated record. NCBI's taxonomy places the organism in Eukaryota, Metazoa, Arthropoda, Insecta, Hymenoptera, Formicidae. The transcript is spliced from 2 exons. The coding region runs from base 223 to 2001 and encodes 592 amino acids.